CAAACCCUCCUUAUUCUUUCUUCUUCACGUGAAUUAGAAAAACCUCCAAACCCUGCUUCCUUCACCUUUGCUUGCUGCUUAACCAUCGUCCACCAGCGCAUCAACCACCUCGCAGCCGCCGCACCACCGCAGUCGCUGCAUCGUCAUGGAAUCCACGUUGCGCCGCCAAUCAAUCCUCCCUUCCUCUUCGUUUCUUCCUCUCUCGUCACCAGCAACAACCCCCACCGUUCGACCAGCGAACGCGACCACCUUCUCUGUGCCCAGCCGCCAUCGUGGCCAUCCACGACCACCCUUCCUCCUCCACGCCGCCGCCACGUCGCUGACCACCAGCUCUCACGACCACCUUGCUCGCGCAGCCCCCGCGUCGCCGCCCAGCUUGCGCCGCCGCUGCCGUGCCCCUGCUCGCCGGCAGUCUCUCUCCUCCUCUCUUUAUUCUUGGCGGAGAAUUCUCUUUAGGCGACUUUUGAAAGUGUUAAAGUGGCCUAUCAGUUUGUUUACACAAGUCUCUAGGGAUCAAUAAGCAUCGUCCAUUACAGGUUUGAAGGUGAUGCAUCAUGGGGUUCGGGAUUGAAGAGCUGUGUAGUUAUUAAAUUGUUUUGUUUUAAGUUUGAUGUUGAAUUUGUUUGGCCUGUUUUAAAGAGACUCGAACCUUGUUUUAAUUAAUUACGUUGACUUUGUUU
Molecule: messenger RNA, 680 nt
Organism: Spinacia oleracea (spinach)
Lineage: Eukaryota; Viridiplantae; Streptophyta; Magnoliopsida; Caryophyllales; Amaranthaceae
Exons: 4
Coding region: 146-520 (124 amino acids)
Source: RefSeq, a predicted model, not a curated record